AUGGCAUCCGGACCAGCGAAUAUCAACAAGCCAACCAACGGAUUUGUUCGGUUAAUGCGCCGUGUAUACAAUCCCCUGGGUUUCUCGAAAGGAUACAAUGCUCUUNNCUUGGUGAGUCUCAACGAGCAUCAUGUUUUGGUUCUUGUCGCUGACCAGCAUGUUCCAGCGUUUCUUGCCCUUGGAUAUCUCCUUGGUUUCACUCUUGCCAGACUCCAGUAUCUGUCUUUCAAUGGUGUGUUCUGCAAUCCGACCUCCCCUGGAGGCACUGAGGCAGCCCCUGGAGAAUGCUAUUACUAUCUCCAAGUGCCUUUCAAGAUCGGUAAGGCUAUCAGAGACAUACAACUGGGUCUCGUCACAAAACUUACAUUUAUGNNAGGUAUGAUGCUACAUCUUUAUACCAUUCUACCGGCCGCACUGCUCGUUGUUCUCCAAUUCAUACCCGUCAUCCGACACAAACUCAUUCUGUUCCAUCGAAUGAAUGGCUAUGCGAUAGUCAUUCUCUCGCUUGUUAGUAAUGCUGGAACGAUCAUCAUCACAAGGCAUGCGUUUGGAGGUGACUUCUCAACCCAAACCUGGACUGGGGCUAUGGUCAUACUCACCACUCUCGGAUACAUCAUGGCUUGGGUCAACAUCAGGCUGCUGCAAAUCGACCAACAUCGUGCUUGGAUGCUUCGAACAUGGGCUUGGNUUCUCAACUAUCGUUACUAUCAGAAUCAUCAUGAUCAUCUCAGCUCAAAUAAUCAGUAUGAGCAGAGAUUGGUAGGNUACACGAUCAGGUCAUGCGCUCAAAUCGCCUUUGCUCUUGGAGAGAACGAUACUCUUGCCGCUUACCCACAAUGCGCCGACAGCUUCAACGGCAACAGACCAAAUCUACCAGUCGUCGUCACUGCCGACUUUGCGAGCGAUAACUCUAUGGAAAUCUCUGCCGCACUCGGCAUUCCUUUUGGUGCAGCGGGUUGGCUUGCAUUGCUGUUACACACCAUUGCCAUUGAGUUCUAUCUUCGACUCACUCCCAGAGAGAGCAAUCGUUUGCGUCAAGUAUCUUACGAACGCCAGCUUGAGAAAGGCAUGUCCAGACCUGGAUAUGCAGGAUUGGUCCCUGAGAGAUUUGGAGACGCCGAACCAUUUCAGCCUGUAUCGAAAAUCGCGCAGCACGAGGAGGUGAUGAAGCACUAG
Messenger RNA from Aureobasidium uvarum, 1176 nucleotides. The record is from the annotation of a GenBank genome assembly. Lineage: Eukaryota; Fungi; Ascomycota; Dothideomycetes; Dothideales; Saccotheciaceae.